UCUCUUUUCUGCGCUAAAUUAUAGCAUUCAACAUGGCGACGAUCAGUCGAGUCGACCGCGCUCAGGAACUUGGCUCUUAUAGAGAUCAACAUUAUAGAGGAACCAUUUCUCAGCAAGAGAAACGGUUAAAGAACAGCACCACACUAUAUGUCGGCAACUUGUCCUUUUUCACGACGGAAGAGCAAAUCUACGAGCUGUUCUCCAAAUGCGGUGACCUCAAGCGAAUCAUCAUGGGUCUGGACAAAGUCAGGAAAACCCCCUGUGGAUUCUGCUUCAUAGAAUAUUAUGCAAGAGAAGAUGCCUCCAAUGCAUUGAGGUUCAUCAGCGGUACGCGAUUGGACGACCGCAUCAUCAGAACGGAUUGGGAUGCUGGAUUCAUCGAGGGGAGGCAGUUCGGUAGAGGGAAGAGCGGUGGACAGGUGAGGGAUGAAUACCGGACAGAUUUUGACAGUGAUCGGGGAGGAUACGGCAAGGCUGCCUUACGGCAGCUACAGACGCUGGACCAAAACAUGUUCUGAGAGGGGUUUUCUAGACUCUUAAGACUCGACGGUCGUCAAGGAAGGUGGACCAUUCGGAUUGGACAAACAUUCCCAAGUCGUUGAUUGUGAAGUCGCUGAAGAACUCUCUGGCAUUGAUGAGUGGGGUUCCGACCCUCACUCAGCUGAUGGAUUAUUUAAUUUACCUCCUGCUAUUUAAACAGUCCCAGACAGUCAAAUAAAUCAAUCCACUUCCCCCGCCAUGCUUUUUAUACAGGCUAGUCACCAACAGUCAGAUCAUUCUUGAAGCAAGCACUGUGACUAGUCAAAUUCAGUCAAAAGACAAAGCAGGCAAGUUGUGGGCACUGCUGGCUUACCAAUCACCCACAGUCAAAGCAUACAAUGUAGCUGUAUCAAGUUACAUAAACAGUCCCAGCCAGUCAAUCCUGCCUUAUGUAGGCUGGGAAUUCUUCAAGGGUUGAAAACAAUCACUUGAUUGAUUUUGACUGAAAGGAUAACUUGGCAAGGAACGUUUGUUUGCAUAGGAGGGUUUUUAGCUGAAGUAGUCGUCUCAAUGAAGGAUCUUUGUAAUGGGUUCUUGUAAGAUAACUGGAAAGUUUGAGGCGGGAAAGUUCGCCAGUAAUGUCUUGGUCAAGCUCACACGUUUCCUUCAUACGCUUCAAACCAGAUCGCUUUCCAGUAAAUAUCUUUUAUUGUCAUGAUCCAACAAACAGACUUGAGAAAAGGAAUUUUUUGUUUGAAUUCAUUGCUCUGAAGAGAUUGAGUGUAACUCACUGACUACUGAAACCAAUAUCGUUCACUUUUAAUAGUUUUUUCCCUUGACUUUUGGUUUUUAUUUUUCAUGUGUUAAACAAAAGGCCUACGUUUGUCUGUGUUUGAGUUAUUUCAUGUAAAUAAAGUCGCACAGAAAAAAACAGUGUU
Patiria miniata (bat star) is the source of this 1418-nucleotide messenger RNA. It is a transcript of the gene ncbp2, whose product is annotated as nuclear cap-binding protein subunit 2-like. Gene Ontology annotation, biological process: mRNA cis splicing, via spliceosome. The transcript is spliced from 4 exons. Lineage: Eukaryota; Metazoa; Echinodermata; Asteroidea; Valvatida; Asterinidae. The coding region runs from base 33 to 518 and encodes 161 amino acids. The record is from RefSeq and is a predicted model, not a curated record. Gene Ontology annotation, molecular function: RNA cap binding. Gene Ontology annotation, cellular component: nuclear cap binding complex.